AAAAGCUAAUUCCCCUCUAGUUGAACAAAAUUCCCCUUGAAACAUCUUUCUUCAAGUACUUCAAGGGCCUAUAAAGAUGGCCGUUCUUCCAACAACACCACAAAACACUACAAACAUCAGGAAAACAAAAGAAAUGGCAAGGGUGAGAUGCACUCGUGGGGUGCUACUAUCGUUGCCGCAAGGCGUUUCAACCGCGCGAUGUCCUAGGUGCUAUGCUACAAUUGACUGCCCCAGCAACGAUGGUUACUAUCUCCCUGCAGCAAAUCAGUACAAUAAUGGUUACUACCACCGCCAACUGCCGUGACCAUUACCUCAGCUUUCACCUAUUUCAAUGCAUGGAAAGAAGAGAGCAGUGUUGAUCGGAAUAAGCUACCAAGGGCAGGGGAACAGUGUCAAGGGUAGUGUUAACGACGUAAGGUUCAUGACUCACUUUCUAGUUAAUUGGUUGGGCUUUCCAAAUGAAUCGCUCUCAGUCCUCACAGAAGAAGAGAGGAAUCCAUACCUGGUACCAACUAAACAAAACAUCAGGAUGGCCUUCCGUUGGCUCAUGGAGGGUUGCCAAUCAGGGGAUUCCUUGGUGUUUUUCUACUCCGGCCAUGGCUCUCAAGUGCCUGACUUCAAUGGGGAUGAGGUAGAUGGGUUUGACGAGUCACUUUGCCCUGUUGAUUAUCACACGGAAGGAAAAAUACUCGAUGAUGAGAUUAAUGCCACCAUUGUAAGGCCACUACCCUAUGGAGCCAAACUCCAUGCCAUCAUUGAUACUUGUCGCAGUGGAACUUUUCUAGAUCUACCAUUCAUGUGCAAGAUGAACAAGCAAGGAAACUACGUGUGGCAAGAUUGCCGAAUUUCAACUGCUUAUAAAGGUACCAGUGGUGGAACAGCCAUCUGUUUUAGUGCUUGUGAUGACAAUGAAACCUCAUUAGAUACUACGGCUUUCACAAGUGAUGUUGUGACUGGUGCCCUGACCUAUAGCUUCAUCGAAGCUGUGCAAAAUGAACGCGGUUUGACAUACGGCCGCUUACUUCACUCCAUACGCUCUAAAAUUCGCGAGACUCAGAAACGCGUAAAUGGUCCUAACACACCUUCUACACCGCAGGUGCCUCAACUCUCCUCCUCUGAGAAGUUUGACAUCAACUCGAAACCAUUUACGAUUUAGGAGCGCAUACAGCCAAGUGCCAGCCAAGUUAUUACUGCAACCAAGAAAUAAAUACCAUCGACUAAGCUAAGCUCUUGUUAUCAGAUCUAGAUAAAAUGGUUUCUUCUUCUAGUUUCACCGAAACUACGAGCGAUAAACUUUUACUUCAUAUGUCACCAUCAUCUACUAAAGCACCUGUUCAACUAGAUUUCUUAUGAAAGUUAGCAAAUGGAAUUAGCUUCUCUUUCCGGUCGGAUGCAUUAUUUUUUUGUUUGCCAACGAUGUAAUUGUAUCUGCCCGCGCAAUGUUUAGCUUC
Rhododendron vialii is the source of this 1451-nucleotide messenger RNA. Its product is annotated as metacaspase-1. The transcript is spliced from 5 exons. Lineage: Eukaryota; Viridiplantae; Streptophyta; Magnoliopsida; Ericales; Ericaceae. Gene Ontology annotation, molecular function: cysteine-type endopeptidase activity. The record is from RefSeq and is a predicted model, not a curated record. Gene Ontology annotation, biological process: proteolysis.